AUGCAAACUGAUGAAUUAGAGCAUCACACUUUCAACAACACAUUGGUCGACGAAAGUGUGCUUGACGACGAUGAAAUGGACAAUUUAACGAUUCUUGGUGAAAAACCAGAACUCACACUAUCAAAGAGAGACACGACCGAGAAUGGUGACCAUCAAGUUUCUGACUUUCGAACCAUUGAUGAUCAAGCGGCAAUAAGUCGAUUAAUUGAUGAACUCGUCCAAAAGGUUUCAUCCGAUGCUCCUAUCACUACGUCAACGGCAGAUACAAAUAAGGAGUUUGACAUGGAUAUCAAAAAAGUGACAACGUUUAGUGAUUCAAUUCAGCACAACCUCUAUGAGUCUCACUCACAAGAACAAAACCAAGACUGCUUUAAUGGAAUCAAAGAAGCGGAUGGGCACAACAAAAUGCUGGGACUGACUCGUCCCGAAUUGAAACGGUAUGUUCAUGCGAGACUGAAUGCUUGUUGCACCAAUAAGGA
This is a messenger RNA of Mesorhabditis belari, 479 nucleotides long. The record is from the annotation of a GenBank genome assembly. NCBI's taxonomy places the organism in Eukaryota, Metazoa, Nematoda, Chromadorea, Rhabditida, Rhabditidae.